Molecule: messenger RNA, 2211 nt
Organism: Chlorocebus sabaeus (green monkey)
Lineage: Eukaryota; Metazoa; Chordata; Mammalia; Primates; Cercopithecidae
Source: RefSeq, a predicted model, not a curated record
CCGACCGGAAGGGGCGGGGCCGGGUACGCCGCUCGGAAGGCCAGGGCGGGCGAGACCCCGAGGCCACAGGGAAAGGGAAGAGCGCCGGGCCCGGGUCGCGGAGGCGGGCGCCGCCGGAACGCGAGGCGCGGGGCUGCUGGGGGCGGGCGCGAGUUCGCGCGGCACCGCCCUCGGCGUGACCUGCUGGCCGCUUCCGGCGCGGGAGGAGAAUGUGGUCGCAGUGCGGGGCGCUCCGGAGCCUGGCCUUGGCGCGGUCGCGGGGAGCCCGGCCCUGCAGCGGGGAUGGGGGCGUUUCCUACACGCAGGGACAGAGGCCCGAACCCCAGACCCGCGAGUAUUUCUACUACGUGGACCACCAGGGCCAGCUUUUCCUGGAUGAUUCCAAAAUGAAGAAUUUCAUCACCUGCUUCAAAGGUAAUGUUGUGCCUUCCUCCCCAGCCCUUUCUUUCUCCCUUCGGGCAGCCCCGGAUGGGCUCCCCGACUCUGCCAAUGGGCCCAGCGCACCAAGGAGUGGGCGUCCUGCGCUCAGGAGCCCCGCUGAGUGAGGCCAGGCGAACCUCUUGCCGCCGGCGCCUGCCUUCGGUGUGGUCCUGGGCCCGGCAGCCUUGGGAGCCCAGCGCGCUGAGCAUCUGUGCCCUUCAUCCCCCAGACCCGCAGUUCCUGGUCACCUUCUUCUCCCGCCUGAGACCCAACCGCAGCGGGCGCUACGAGGCCGCCUUCCCCUUCCUCUCGCCCUGCGGCAGAGAGCGCAACUUCCUGCGCUGCGAGGAUCGGCCGGUGGUCUUCACGCACCUGCUGACCGCGGACCACAGGCCUCCGCGCCUUUCCUACUGCGGCGGUGGUGAGGCCCUGGCCGUGCCCUUCGAGCCGGCGCGCCUGCUGCCCCUGGCCGCCAACGGGCGCCUGUACCACCCGGCGCCGGAGCGUGCGGGCGGCGUGGGCCUGGUGCGCUCAGCCCUGGCCUUCGAGCUCAGCACCUGCUUCGAGUACGGGCCCGGCGCGCCCGCGCUGCCCUCGCACGUGCGCUGGCAGGGCCGCCGCCUCGCCCUCACCAUGGACCUGGCCCCGCUGCUGCUCGCGGCUCGGCCGCCCUGAGCGGGGCCACGGGACAGGCGGGAGGCCGCGGGCGCCCCUCACCCCGCUCCCGCGGGACCCCACGCCCCGGAAAGCCCGCGCCACCCGUAUUCGCGACAGCCUAGUGCGCCUGCGCGCCCCGCCCCCCCAUCCGGCGCUGUCCUUGGUGCUGCCGCGGCCCGGCCUUCCCGGACCCUCCGCUCCCCACGGCGCGCGCCCCCCGCGCACCCGACUCCGGCGCCCUCCGGAUUGGCCCGCGCUGGAGACGUCAGGCCCAGGCGGCGGGCGCGGGACUCUGGUGCGCGUGCGCGAGCGUCCCCCGCCCCCUCCCAGCCCGGCCGCUGCUCAGACCGGGGCCGCCACCUGCACGGCGGGGGAGCCGCUCGCCGCGGGAGCGUCAGGUGAGGGGACGCCCGGCCCAAGAUCACCAGGCGUGGGGAGACUGGGGGGUCGGGGACCACCCUGGCUCUGACCCUGGUGCGCUUCGAGAAGGGCGUGGGUCUUGGAGGGGGAUGGGGAACGCGGAGGCCACGCCCUCCCUGAGCCCGGCCGAAAACCGACCGGCGCUCGUGGGUAGCAGAGGAGACCGUGGGGGAUACAGGCACCGGGUCGCAGUGCUGCAGAGGUGCGCAAGGGCCGCCCAGAGACCAACUUGGGCCUCGCACUGUGCCCUAGGCCACACAGGGCGUUCCAUCCUCUUCCCUCCCCGCCUCCCACACAGAGGGGCGCCCAGGAGGCAGUUACAGUCGUCGCGGAAUCCUGCGUGUGACACCCCGCCCCUGCCCAGCGGAUUAGGGGGUGUCCUCUGGUAAAAGGAUUUCUGGGCUUCUUCCAGCCUGGGGCCCUCAUCCCUGCUCUGGCAGGCCUUUCUACACCAAUCUGCAUCUAGGGGGGGUCAGCGUGAGCAGCAGAGCCCUGAGAUCUGAGGCCAAGAACCUUUUCCACUUGAGAAGCCUUCCUGCUGGAGGCUGACUGGGCCAGGCCUGGAGCCACGUACCAACCCUUUUUACCCAGGGAAUGGAUCCCAGGGGCCCAGAAAACGCCCCCAACUUCUUGGGGUUCACACGCAUCUUGAGACAUCUGGGAACUGCCUCCGCCUGGGCCAGAGCUAUUCCAUUAAAACUAUUGCUGUGCUUA